AUUAUUUCAAAGUUGGUGCUAUAUAAGCAGGUCUGGUUUUGUGUAUACCCUCAGUGAAACCAAAGUUGUCUUUAGUCGUUUCCAAGUAGUCUCUAUUAAACUCUUUCAAGGAUGUUGCCGAAAAGUACUUUAAUUUUCAUGGUCGUCGCACUUGUAAUCGCGAAUGAACUGUCAGGCGGCUCUGCUCGUCCACUUGAUGGUGCAGCAUCUGAUGAAUACGGCGAUCGCUCUAGCACAGGUAUAUCAGUAGCAAAUGAAGACUUAUGCGAUCGCUCUAGCACAGCUAUAGGAGUAGCAAAUGAAGAAUCCGGCCAUCGCUCUAGCACAGCUAUAUCAGUAGCAAAUGAAGACGAUCGCUCUAGCACAGGUAUAUCAGUAGCAAAUGAAGGCUUAUGCGAUCGCUCUAGCACAGCUAUAGGAGUAGCAAAUGAAGACUUCGGCGAUCGCUCUAGCACAGCUAUAGGAGUAGCAAAUGAUCAAAUGAAGGGUCGCAAGUAAUAGUGUUAGCGGCACUAGAGCUAACAAAAGGCCUUCGGCCGAACAUGUAAAAAGUAAUAUAGCUUGGAAUUGGCAAAAGAUUCACAACUCAAGAAUCGUAAAUUUAAAAUUUAUAUUUAAAUAUGUUAAUAUAAUUCCGGAAUUUAAUAAGAAAUAUCAAGAUGAAAGCAAAGUUAAAACUA
Molecule: messenger RNA, 680 nt
Organism: Bactrocera oleae (olive fruit fly)
Lineage: Eukaryota; Metazoa; Arthropoda; Insecta; Diptera; Tephritidae
Source: RefSeq, a predicted model, not a curated record